CAUCAUCCCCUCUCAAUCUCCCUCAGGCGUCGGAGUGCGUCUCCUCCAGUACCGCACAGAGCCUCAAGGAUGCGCGUAUGGACGCCCCUGAUGAUGCGGUGCUGCGCCUGGCUGAGCUGGCAGUGAGCUGCACCAUGGAGCGCACUGCAAGCCGCCCAAGCAUGGCGUACAUUGCCAAGGAGCUACAGGCUGUCAGAGAGGAGGUGGUGGGGAAAUAG
This is a messenger RNA of Closterium sp. Naga37s-1, 218 nucleotides long. Lineage: Eukaryota; Viridiplantae; Streptophyta; Zygnematophyceae; Desmidiales; Closteriaceae. The record is from the annotation of a GenBank genome assembly.